CUGUAGACAAAAACAAAAAAACAAAAAACUUUUUAAAGUUAUACUACUUUGACUUCUCCAUUUGUCUUUUAUGCGAUCAUUUUGGCAUGAAAAUGAAUAAAUGCGUGUUUUAGUUAAUAGAAGCUGCAUAGAGACGCAGAUAAUCCCAGGCACUAGGACCCAGCAGGUGCAGCAUGGUGUUUCAGUGAUAUGCAGCURCUCUGUCCUGUCAGCAGAGCGCACUGUGCGCACCAGCGGGACGCGCAGUCAGUGARCAGCGGCUCCCCAUCCUGUAAACACAGCGCGGCCAAACCGGAYAGGGGUUUCAGUAUUGAAACAACCUGAGCAUCAUUCACCAUAUGGACUUUAGGAAAGACAGAAACUCACAAAUGUUGUUGUUUUUUCUACUCCCCUUCUCCGUUUGAAGUUGCCAGACACUUUUGUUGGGACAUGGCUUCAUCCGUGAGCGGCACAGAGGAGGUGCGGGUGUCGGGGCUGACGCCCCUGAAGUUUGUGGGACUGGUGUGCGUCUUCUUAGCGCUUUGCCUGGAUGUCGGGGCCAUCGUGAGCCCGGCGUGGGUCACGGCGGAGGACCAGUACUACCUGUCCAUGUGGGAGUCCUGCUGGAAGCCCGUCAGCUCCGUGGACUGGUCCUGCAGCAGCACGCUGGCCGCCGACUGGCAGAUCGCCACGCUGGCCCUGCUGCUUGGAGGAGCAGCCCUCACCCUGCUGUCCUUCCUGGUGGCUCUGGUCUCCCUCUGCUUCGGCUCCAGGAGUCGCUGYUACAAACCCGUGGCCGUCAUGCUUUUCUCCGCAGUGGUUCUUCAGGUCUGCAGCUUGGUCCUGUUCCCAAUCAAGUUCAUAGAAACAGUCAGUCUGAGGGUGUACCACGAGUUCAACUGGGGCUACGGCCUGGCCUGGGGAUCCACCAUCUUCUCUUUCGGAGGCGCCAUCCUCUACUGCCUGAACCCCAAGAACUAUGAAGAUUACUAUUGAAAAUGUCACAAAGGAGAAAAAAACCCCAGUGUUUUCAUGCUGUCGUUUGAUGAACGUUCUCUGUCCCACAGUGCACAACCACAGACUGGAAAACAAGAAAAAACAAAACGCUUGUUGAUGGUGUUUGUACUAAACUCUUCUGUUUGAUGCUGUGGACUCCCAAACUGGACAGAUGCCCAUGAGUUUUAUUAAUAGGCUAAACCACAAAUCCAAAGCAGCAAUUCAAACCCAGCCAGAAGACAUUUUGAGAGAUAAUGUCACUAAUCGGAUAAUUAUGUGCAGCUCAUGUGGGUCGUAGAUUUGAGCAGAAAAUYUGGUACAGUGGAAUAAUAAAGUAGUCUGCGGUGAUUUCAGGCCAGCGUAGGGAGGAAGAYGUCCUGCUCAAGUUAUAUCCUGGUGAUGACAAAGCGAGGAAGACAGGGUAACAUUUUACAUUUCCCCAGAGAUGCUCCCAGCUGGACCUUGAACAACCUUUUCUUCCCUUUCUACAUAAAUGGAAAAAGGGAUCAUGGAGCAUUAUUUUAUCUUCUUCUCUUAAAACUCAUAGUAAUUAAGGGCUAUUUUAACAGAUAAAACAUUCCACAGACACCUACUGAUUAUAUGAUUYUAGUCAGAGAAACAUAUGCUGGGUUAUUAUUAGCACAAGCAAUCACCAGUGGCAGUGGCAAUUUUCCAAUACAAUAUUGGUCACAGAUAUUUUUUUAAAAAUAUAUCUGUUGUACUAUAUGUAAAUAUAAUCAAAAAGUAUGCAAUCCUAGAAGAAGAGUGGGAAUUAAAAUGGCAAAUGACCAUGCUUGCUGAGUGUAUACAUGUCUGAAUCAGGGGUGUCCAAACAGCAAUUUAUGGCCCCUGAAAACAAUUCAAGAAUUGCUCAAAUUUGACCCAGUGAUUCAGACACUUGAUGCAGACGUUACACUUUGUAAAAAAAA
Molecule: messenger RNA, 1904 nt
Organism: Poecilia reticulata (guppy)
Lineage: Eukaryota; Metazoa; Chordata; Actinopteri; Cyprinodontiformes; Poeciliidae
Gene: tmem47
Product: transmembrane protein 47
Biological process (GO): cell-cell adhesion
Cellular component (GO): cell-cell junction
Source: RefSeq, a predicted model, not a curated record